Oncorhynchus nerka (sockeye salmon) is the source of this 4072-nucleotide messenger RNA. RefSeq names its product neuronal acetylcholine receptor subunit alpha-4-like. Gene Ontology annotation, cellular component: postsynaptic membrane; synapse; plasma membrane. Gene Ontology annotation, molecular function: acetylcholine receptor activity; acetylcholine-gated monoatomic cation-selective channel activity. The record is from RefSeq and is a predicted model, not a curated record. NCBI's taxonomy places the organism in Eukaryota, Metazoa, Chordata, Actinopteri, Salmoniformes, Salmonidae. Gene Ontology annotation, biological process: monoatomic ion transmembrane transport; regulation of membrane potential; nervous system process. Bases 320 to 2176 code for a protein of 618 amino acids. The transcript has 6 exons.
UGGUGGCACAAAGGGAAACAGAGGGUGGAAGUCCAUUUUUUGUGCAACCUGCAGCCAAGGAUGUUGUGCUAAAGAGGAGGUUGGAUUCCAGAGGAAUGUCGUCAGAAACAAAUCAACAUACAAAAGGGACAUGACAACCUUUUGCUCUUUUUUUUACGCAGAGCGAAAAGAGAUAUCCAUUGAAUCAUUUAAAUGCAUCAUGAACAUGAAGAAAGAGCACAGAAGGUGAACCUGUAAUUGUUUUAUGACAACAGUGGACGCAAGCAGAUGAAAGAGUUUUCAAAUCUGGGUAGAAGAAGAAUUUCACAUAGUCAAUAAAAUGUCUUCGGUCAAGUGUUAUCCUCUUGUAGGAAUUUUAAUGUCUCUUCUUCCCUUUCAAGUGUGUAGCCACCCCAGGGUGCGGGCUCAGGCAGAGGACAGGCUACUGAGGACUCUGUUCAGCCAUUACAACAAACUGGCACGCCCUGUGGCCAAUGUCUCUGAUGUGGUGCAUGUGCACUUUGGGUUGUCCAUUGCCCAGCUCAUUGAUGUGGAUGAGAAAAAUCAAAUGAUGAUCACCAAUGUCUGGGUGAAACAUGAGUGGAAUGACUACAAGCUCUGCUGGAAUCCAAAGGAAUACGAGAAUGUCACCUCCAUGCACAUCCCAUCCCAUCUAAUCUGGAGACCAGAUAUAGUUCUUUACAACAAUGCAGAUGGUGAUUUCUCCGUGACCCACCUGACCAAGGCCCACCUGUUCCACGACGGGCGCAUCAAGUGGGUUCCCCCGGCCAUCUACAAGUCCUCCUGCAGCAUCGACGUCACCUUCUUCCCUUUCGACCAGCAGAACUGCACCAUGAAGUUUGGCUCGUGGACCUAUGACCGCACCAAGAUCGACCUAAUCAGCAUGGCGGGCAAUGUGGACCAGAUGGACUACUGGGAAAGUGGCGAGUGGGUGCUGGUGGACGCCGUGGGCAACUACAACAUCAAGAAGUACGAGUGCUGCCACGAGGUCUACUCUGACAUCACCUAUUCCUUCAUCAUCCGGAGACUACCGCUGUUCUACACCAUUAAUCUGAUCGUGCCCUGCCUGCUGAUCUCCUGCCUGACUGUCCUGGUGUUCUAUCUGCCCUCUGACUGUGGAGAGAAGAUCACCCUGUGUAUCUCUGUGUUGCUGUCUCUCACCGUCUUCCUCUUGCUUAUUACCGAGAUCAUCCCGUCCACCUCGCUGGUUAUCUCGCUCAUCGGGGAGUACCUCCUCUUCACCAUGAUCUUCGUCACCCUUUCCAUCAGCAUCACCAUCUUCGUGCUCAACGUACACCACCGCUCGCCGCGCACGGACACCAUGCCCCGCUGGGUGCGCCGCGUCUUCCUGGACGUUGUCCCCGGCUUCCUGUUCAUCCGGCGGCCUGCCGCGGUCAAGGACAACAAGAAGAGACUGGCGGAGGCCAUGCAGAAGAGGGCCAUGCUAUGGGGUGAGCUGGAGGCUGAGCUGGAGGUCCAGGAGAUCCUGGCCCGCUCCCCUUCUCUCUUCUUGGGCCGACCCAUGGAGGGUUCCCUGCCCCCCAAGCUUCCCCAGCAACAGCAGCAGCCCCUGGACAAGUCCAGCCAGUACUCUAUCCUCCCGGAGGAGCCAACCACCUCGUCCCAGCCAGGCUGCUCUCCUCUGUUCCUCCACCCUCUCUUCCCGCCCAGGGACAAGCACCACGCGGCCAGGCCCAAGAUGCGUUCCCUCAGCUUACAGUACGGCCUGUGUGAGAGGGAGCAGCCCCAGACCAGCAUCCGCUGUCGCUCGCGCAGCAUCCAGUACUGCUGCCUGCAUGAGGAGGUCUCCUCCAUGGGUAACGGCAUGCAGCGGCCUCUCUCUCAACACCCGUCCCUGAUGGAGGAGAGGAAGCAGAGCUGCUCAGCUGUCUGCAAGUAUCACUCAGGCCUGGCCAAGGAAGCCAAAGCAAUGACCAAGGACCAGCGGCUCCUCGUCUUAUCCCCAUCCAUGAAGAUGGCCAUGGAAGGUGUGCAGUACAUCGCAGACCACCUCCGUUCAGAGGAUAUCGACUUCUCUGUGAAGCAGGAGUGGAAGUACGUGGCUAUGGUCCUAGACCGGAUCUUUCUGUGGUUGUUCAUCUUGGUGUGUCUCCUGGGGACCCUCGGACUCUUCGUCCCUCCCUGGCUGGCUGGAAUGAUAGACCUAUCUGUCUGACUCCAAACACUUCUGAAGCCAUUGACCCUAUGCACAUUCAAGUUGUACAACUGAUGAACAACUCACUUGCCACAAUUUUGUUCUGCACAACAUUAAUCACACAAGCAUUGUGGAGACUGCACAAUGCUUGUGUAAACAUUUGUGUGCAGAAAAUAUCAGUUGUAAUGACAACCAUUGUGUCAAAUGCAUUGUAUAUCAGUUGUGCAGACCUGAGUGUGAACAGGGCCAUGGCGGAUGUCACCAAUGGACAGGAAACCUUCUCAUUAAUUAAUUAAUUGUGAAAAGGCAUUUGUAGAUAAAAAGUGACACAUAAUUGUUUUGGCAAUGCUUUAUUUUCCAGAAGCAGAUGGAGCCAAAGGUCUCUAAUGUGAAGGACUGAGAAGUUACAUUGGGAUUGUGGAAACAUAGCGGUAACUGCCAAAAUAAUGAAAACAAUUGAGAAAAUGUGGUAUACAAAGUAUAUUGAAAGCAGGUGCUUCCAUACAGGUGUGGUUCCUGAGUUAAUUAAGCAAAUAACAUCCCAUCAUGCUUAGGGUCAUUUAUAAAAAUGCUGGACAGGCCAUUAUUUUGGCUACUAUGGCUCUGCCCCCAUAGAAUGGCAAUGCUCCCAUCCACAGGGCAUGAGUGGUCACUGAAUGGUUUGAUGAGCAUGAAAAUGAUUUAAACCAUAUGCCAUGGCUUUUUUAGUCACCAGAUCUCAACCCAAUUGAACACUUAUGGGAGAUUCUGGAGCGAGGCCUUGAGACAGGGUUUUCCAUCAACAAAACAUCAAAUAAUGGAAUUUCUUGUGGAAGAAUGGCGUCUCAUCCCUCCAAUAGAGUUACACUAGAAUCUAUGCCAAAGUGCAUUGAAGCUGUUGGUGUAUGUUGGUGUUCCCUUUAUUUCGGCAUUUACCUGUAUCUCUACCUGAUACUAUCCGGAAACAAUAGGAAUAAUAAGCAAAUAAAGUUUUAUAAAAUUAUGUUUAAAAACAGCUUAAUAAAGCAUUAGAGCAUCAUUUCUAACAAUAUUUAAGCUAGUUUAAAACACAGAGCCUUAGGCUAAGUUUACAAAGGCAGUCCAAUUCUAAUAAUUUGUCCAAUUACUGGCAAUGUUCUGAUUGGUCAAAAUAUCAAAAUUGGGCUGCCUGUGUAAACUCAGCUAAAGUAGCCUAGAUGGGACAUAUUUUAAUAUCCAAACAAGGAAUCUUAUUCUUAAACAGAAGAGAACAUAGAGGAUAGUGGCUCUGUCCGGUAACAGUGGGUGAAGGUAAAUACUGUACAUUCUCUUGGAAAUUAGGUCUCAACAAUAUUCCUCUACUUCUAGCAUUAAGUCAUUUAUACCUGAAACUUACGCCUAUUCAAUCCAGCUGUGCCCUACAGCAGCUACUAUGUUACGUAGGUGGUAUUUUCCUAAAGCUGUAAGGUUUAACGUGCUCUUAAAUCUUGUUGUAAUCAACACAUUUUCACAUUGACUUUCACGUUUUUAUCCUCUUUCUCUGUGCUCUAGUGCUGUUGUUGUUUCACUUGCAAGAAAACUAAAAUUCACAAUGCAGACGUUUUUCCCUCUUGUGAAUGUUAUUGUGAUUUCUUCAGGGUCACCUUACGAUUGAAACAUCUACCACAAUCAUUGUGUCAAAUUAGGAAUAGAGAAACAUUUGUGCUUCUUCAGUUUCUGUAAUGGAAAAGAUCUUUAUGAAGAACGCCUCCAAUUAAGGAAAUACCACCCAUUUCUUGAAAUUCUUCAACCGAUGGCCUCUUAGCCUCUACAGGAUUACUGGCAACCCCAAAAGACACUGAGGAGUUUGUACUCUGGAUUCCAAAUGCUGGAUAGAGGGGCUCAGUGAAUGUGGUCUGAAAAGUGUAAAGGUGGGUCAUUGUGUCAGAGGAGACCUCAUAGAAGGAGACAGUUCCAGCA